UCCGCCAAUCAGACUGUAUGCCAACCCCAAACAGCUUUUGAACAAACCAAUCGUUGCAUCGCGUUAGACAUUUAAAGCAAAUUCGUCACUACGUUCCAAAGAUUCAAAUUUGAGAGUACUUGGACAUACUGUACGUUUCAGCAGUUUUAGAGGUCAUCUCUGAAAGGCUGGUUCAAUCAUGGCGCAUUUUGGAUUCGAGAACGACAUUCACAGCAUCCUGAAGCUGGACAUGCCAAUCACCAAUGCACCUAUGGCAAGGUGGCAGAGAAAAUCCAACACAUCGACCACCGUUUCUAGCAACCCCUUAACUCCGAGCAGAUCUCUCAGUAUGUCGAAGACACCCAGCAAAACACCAGGCAAAAAUGGGAAGACCCAAUGCACACCAAACAAAGUUGGAGGUGACCGUUUCAUUCCCACCCGAAACGCCAAACAGAUAGAUGUGGCGAGCUUUCUUCUUACUAAAGAGAAUGAGCCCAUGGACACAAACGCCACAUCUGAAAUAUCAGCAGACAACCAAAAAGCCUGGUCUGUAACACUUAAUGGAUAUGAUAUUGAGGAGGCCAAGAUUCUCCACCUGGGGGGGAAACCUUUGAAUGCUCCAGAAGGUUAUCAAAACAAUUUGAAAGUCCUCUACAGUCAGGUCCCUACACCAGCCUCAACAAAGACAAGAUACAUCUCAACAGUUCCUGACAGAAUCUUGGAUGCCCCAGAUCUCAGAAAUGACUUCUAUUUGAAUCUAAUAGACUGGAGCAGCCGUAACCUCUUGGCUGUAGCUCUUCACAACAGUGUGUACUUGUGGGAUGCGACGCAAGGUGACAUCAUCCUACUUAUGAAGACUGAGCAAGUAGAUGACUACAUAUGUUCAGUAUCCUGGACCAAAGAGGGCAACUACCUUGCCAUUGGCACCAGGGACUGCAAAGUGCAGUUAUGGGAUGUGGAAAACCAAAAGCGGCUUCGUAGCAUGGCCAGUCACUCAAGCAGAGUUGGCAGCUUGAGUUGGAACAAUCAUAUUCUGUCCAGUGGUUCUAGAUCAGGUCACAUCCACCACCAUGAUGUGAGGGUGGCCGACCACCACAUCGUAACCCUUACGGGCCACUCUCAGGAGGUGUGUGGCUUACAAUGGUCCCCAGAUGGUCGGUAUCUGGCUAGCGGAGGGAACGACAACCUGGUCUACGUUUGGCCUGGUGUGAAUGCGGGCAGUCAGAACAGCGACAACGCCGUACACUGUUUCAGUGAACACCAAGGAGCAGUCAAGGCUCUGGCCUGGUGCCCAUGGCAGCCAAACAUUCUUGCCACUGGUGGUGGCACCAGUGACCGACACAUUCGCAUCUGGAAUGUCAACAGUGGCUCCUGCAUCAGCGCAUUGGACACUCUGUCCCAGGUGUCCUCACUGGCGUUUGCACCAAACUACAAAGAGCUUGUCUCUGGACAUGGAUAUGCCCAGGACAGCGUGGUUAUCUGGAAAUAUCCAUCUCUCUCCAAAGUUGCAGAGCUUAAUGGGCAUGAGGGCAGAGUUCUAAACCUGAAACUGAGUCCGGACGGCUCCACUGUUGCUACUGUGGCUGGAGAUGAAACAGUCCGUCUGUGGAAAAGCUUUGAGCUCGAUCCAGUGAAGAAAAAGGCCAAGGAAAGAAUGGUGAAGUCAACUAGCAGCAUUAUUCAUCAGCGAAUCCGAUAAAAGGACCUGCAUAAUGAAUCAUCUUUACCAUAGUCUCAUUCUUCAGUAAAUUAUGUUGUAACUUCUAUUUGCUGUAUAAUAAAGAUAUCACUUUUA
Molecule: messenger RNA, 1774 nt
Organism: Osmerus eperlanus (European smelt)
Lineage: Eukaryota; Metazoa; Chordata; Actinopteri; Osmeriformes; Osmeridae
Gene: cdc20
Product: cell division cycle 20 homolog
Exons: 11
Coding region: 179-1678 (499 amino acids)
Biological process (GO): anaphase-promoting complex-dependent catabolic process; positive regulation of anaphase-promoting complex-dependent catabolic process; positive regulation of ubiquitin protein ligase activity
Cellular component (GO): anaphase-promoting complex
Molecular function (GO): anaphase-promoting complex binding; protein binding; ubiquitin ligase activator activity
Source: RefSeq, a predicted model, not a curated record